GUGCGAUAUUUUUGCGUGCAAAAAUUUGUUGUUAUGUCAAAAGUGUAAACACUGAUUUCAUAUCAUGUAUAUAUGCAUAAUGGAAUAAAAUUUGAAGACCGAUAUUUUAACGACUUCCGUGUCAGUCACUGACAUAGGAUUUAUGAUGAAAUUUUACCUUAAUAUGUAUAUAAUAAAGUGAAACGUCAUUAAUAUUUUAUUUAUUGCAUUGAUUUGUAUCAAAAGGAGAUAAUCAUAAAUAGCUUUCUUCCGUAUUCCUGUGAUGCAAAAAAUAUCUUUAUAUCUGUGAUUUUAUCUGUUUCAUUUCCACUUUCAUUAAAAAUUUUAUAUUCUUAAAGGUUAUCAGUACUUGCAAAAAUGUUUGAAAUAUCUAACGUUAACAGCAAAGAUCAGUUUUUAGAGCAAGCAAAAGCCGCUCGACUGGAAAGAGCGUUGGAAAAAAAGCGAGAACAAGCAGCUUUGACAAUUCAGGCUUAUGCACGUGGUUAUUUUUCAAGGCAAAGGUUAAAAAAUGAUAUCAGAAAUGAAUUUGAUGAAAAUUUUAAAGAUUUCACGGAAUCUAAUAAAUUACCUCCAGCCAUUGAUAUGUACAAAACAAUAAGAAAACUCAUGUUUAUUAUAAAUGAAGAUUGCAAUGAUAGGGAAAGGUUUGAAAAAGUUUGCAAAUAUAUCAUAGCAAGUGUAGAUAGUGAUUCCUUAAAGAAAAGCUACAUUUCAGUAGCUUUCAAUAAAGAACUUGCUGUAGCCUGGAUACAUCACCUGAAAACAUUAUUAUGGCAGUGUUGUUUGUAUUUGAAAACUCUGAAGCCUGAGUGGCCUCAGGAUAUAAAAUCUCUGAUGUUGUUUCUGCAUAUGCUAGUUUCAUUUACAAGUACAGGGACGUGGAAAGUUUUACAUAGCAAGCAAGGAGAAGCCUUGAAACCUGCAAUGCAUCAGCUGUGUGCUAAUAUCAUGGGUCAUUUAGUAACAAAAGGUCUUUAUUCGAUUUUACAAGCAAUUUUAUUAAAAGGUUUGGUUCGUGUAAAACCUUGCUUGAAAAGAGCUACUCUUCUUGCCAUCACAAAUUUGUCAAUACGUCCUGUAGUGUCUUCGCAAUAUACAAAUAAUUUGAUGAACUUGUUUCUUCUUCAUAUAAUGUCUGUGCCAGCACUUAUUCUGCAUUUUCAUAAUUCUGCUCCUGAGUGCCUGACAAUAUUUUCAAAUAAUGAAAUGUUCAAACAUUCUUUGGAUUUACUUGUGUCAGAACAAAAUACUAGGAUACUAUUUAAUGCUUUAGAAGGAAAUUAUGCUCUUUGUCUGAUAGCUAAUCUUAUUCAUUUGGGCCAUUCUGAUCUUGAAAAUCUGCAAUCUAAUUUAUUGGACUUCAUCAAUGUUAUAACUAGAAUCAUGGAAAGCUGUCAGAAAUAUGUUGUGAACAAGCAGUCUAAUUUAACUCACUGGCAUCCUGUUUUGGGAUGGUUUGCUCAAAAAAUUGACCAUGGGCUUCAUGAAUCUCUUUCACUUGUAAAAAAGCAAGUUCAGUUAUUAUGGAGUGGUUCUAUGAUCAAAACCAUGUUUUCCCAUUUAGUGGAUUCUGUUGCAUGCCCUCCUCAGCCAUCUAGUCCAACAUCAAACCAAAGUGCUACUUCACCAGUUCAAAAUUCUCCAUUUAAAACAAGUAUAUUUAAAAAGGCAUUAGAAAAAGCAUCUUCUAGUCGUUUAACUACUGUGCAUUAUAGGAGAUUGGGAAGUCCAGAAACAACACUAGUAGCACUGACAUGCAAUUUAUAUGAAACAGCUCUUGCUACAUUAACCCAGAUGAAGUUAGACAUACUUACUGGUCUUUGCUAUCAGGAUAUGGUGCUGCCGAAUCUCUGGAAGUUCAUCAGUAGUCUUGGUCCUGGAAAUGGUUUAAAAGCAUUCUUGGAUCAUUUAGCAAUAACUACAAAAACAUGUAGUCCUGAAUUCCAAAUUUUGGUUCUGUUUUGUGAUUGUGCUACUCAUUUAAUAACGAUCUUAGAUGACGUUGAACUGUAUGAACAACAGAAACCAUUUUGCCUUGAAGACUUAGUAUCCAUAUCAUCUUUCUUGAACCAGCUGGUCUUUAAACUAAUCUGGAACAAUCUAAUUGAUUCAAAAGCUGUUAAGAGCAAUGCUCUGUUAACUUCAGCUCAUACUUUGUUAAUGCUGCUUUAUAAGAGAGAUUGCAGGCAUUCCUAUACUCCACCAGAUCACUGGCUCAUAAAAGAGAUCCGCGUUAGUUCUUUCAUGAGUGAUUUGGAAAGAGGUAAAAAAGCUGCCCAAGUUUUAAUGCAAAAAGUUCCACACAUCAUUCCACACAAAGAACGAGUGGUCUUAUUUAGGAAGUAUGUAAACAACGAAAAAGAAAUAUUAGGUUUAACUGAAUCAGCCUGUGCUUCACCACAGAGCACAUUAAUUACUGUCCAUAGAUCUAGAAUUGUGGAGGAUGGUUAUCAGCAGCUUUCUAUGUUACCAUCACAGUCGUUAAAGGGUGUCAUAAGGGUAAAAUUUAUAAAUGAGCAGGGCUUAGACGAAGCUGGUAUUGAUCAAGAUGGUGUUUUUAAAGAAUUUCUAGAAGAAACAAUUAAAAAAGUUUUUGAUCCUACAUUAAAUUUAUUUCGAGCCACUAGUGAAGAGAGGCUUUUUCCUUCACCGACAUCUUAUAUCCAUGAAAAUCAUUUAUCGUUAUUUGAAUUUGUUGGAAAAAUGCUUGGAAAGGCUGUGUAUGAAGGAAUUGUUGUUGAUGUCCCAUUUGCAUCAUUCUUCUUGAGUCAAGUUUUAGGUCACACACAUAGUGCUUUGUACAGUUCUAUUGAUGAGCUUCCAUCUUUGGAUCCUGAACUCUAUAAAAGUUUGACGUAUAUUAAGCAUUAUGUUGGUGAUUUACAUGAUUUGGAUUUAACAUUUUCUAUUGAUGAAGACUGCAUGGGACAACUAGUCACUCAUGAACUUGUUCCUGGUGGUAAAGCAGUUCCUGUUACCAACGAAAAUAAAAUCAGCUAUAUCCAUUUAAUGGCUCAUUUUCGAAUGCAUGUUCAAAUUCAUGAUCAAACUAAUGCAUUCAUUAGAGGCUUCCGUUCAAUUGUGAAUCCUGAUUGGCUGACAAUGUUUUCUACUCCAGAACUUCAGCGGCUGAUUUCUGGCGAUAAUACUCCUGUUGAUCUUGCAGAUUUGAGGAAACAUACGAAAUAUUUUGGAGGUUUUCACAACAAUCACCGAGUUAUUAAUUGGUUGUGGGAUGUUCUUGAAAAAGAUUUUACUCAAGAAGAGCAUCGAAUGUUUUUAAAGUUUGUCACAAGUUGUUCAAAACCACCACUAUUAGGAUUUGCACAUUUGGAACCUGCUUUUUCCAUUCGUUGUGUGGAAGUUAGUGAUGACCAAGAUACAGGAGACACAGUGGGAAGUGUCCUUCGUGGUUUUUUCACUAUUCGUAAAAAAGACCCUGUGAAUCGCCUUCCAACAUCGUCUACAUGUUUUAAUCUCCUGAAACUUCCUAAUUAUCAAAAGAAAAGCACUUUGCGUGAGAAGCUGCGUUAUGCUAUAGCAUGCAAUACAGGAUUUGAGCUAUCAUGAUGUAAAUCUCAACCUUGCAAAUUAUUUAUGAUGCAUGUAUGCACAUUUAAUUCACUGUAUAUAUAUAUAUAUAAGCAUUUUAGCACUUUAUAUGCAGAAUCGUCAGCAAAUAAAUUCAUUUCAUAUUAAAAGUAUAUUUAUGUUUAAAUAUUAUGUUAAAUGCAAGUUCUUGUAGCACAUUAUAUGUCUAAAUUUUAAACUUAAAAAAAAACUAUGGUAGGAACAUCAUGAUCAAAAUAUCAUUUUAUAAAUUUAUUUAGAAUUAUUUUUUGUGUUGAUUUUUUAUCAUUCUUUUGAACAGAAAAUUCUUUCCUUUAUGAAGCUUUUAAAGAAUUAUUCUUUAAUUCUUUUAAUUUAUUUUCUUUUAAAGAAUGCAUGGUUUUCAGCUGAAUUUGUAUAUAAUUAUAAAUGUUCGUUUUUAUGAAAGUUUCUGAAUGUGAUGCUAACCUUUUAAUGUUUUAUGAGAAAGAAUGUUGCUGAAAGAUAUGAAUGUCAUACAAUAUCUUAAAAUUAAUAUAGUGUAAAAGAUUGCUGGCAUCUUGAUUACACUACAUUUGUUUAUGUAGAUAUUUCUUGUUAUAUUUGAUUUUAAAGAUAUUUUUAAAUUGUGUUUGUAUGAGCAGUUAUUUUUAUGAAGAGAUGUGUGUUAUUUUUUGUUGGUUUCAAAGAUUUUUAAUAUCUUUGGAUUUUAUAUGAAAUACUUGUUAAUAUAGACUUUAUGAAUUUGAAUGUAAAUAAACAUGUGAUAUGAUUAGGAGUAAUAAUUCUGUGUACUAAUAUUAGUACAGUAUAAGAUUGAAUGAAUUCUUUUAUCAAGGUAACUCCUGAGAGAAUAUGUUAGAAGUGUGUCUUUAGUGUUGUUAUCUCAUUUGAAAGAAUGUUAUUUUUAAUAUAUAUUAUUAGUUAUCCUUUUUAUAAAUGCCACUGUCUGUCAUAUAGUUAUAUGUUAUCAUAAAGCUUUGAAAUUCUUUAUAAUUUAACUAAAAAUAGUCACUUCCCACCCCCAGCCCUACGAAGCAUGACUAGUAAGCCAUAAAAUUAGAAUUUAUGCACCAUUUGUAACAUUUUUUAAUUCGUAUUGUAAUAUAAUACUUAUUAAAUUCUUUUUUCCAGUUGAAUUUCUCGUAAUUCUUUUAUUCUAAGCUUUUAAAUAUUAGUCAUUUUCAUACACAUUACAUGAAACAGCAUGCUACCGAGAGGUUAAAUUCAGUAGUAGAAUUUUAUGUAUCAGACUUUUUUAUGAGGUGAAAAGUUGAAUUUUUCCCUUUCUUAUUAGUAGCUUUUAAUUUGUUGAUUUUGUGAUACUUGACUGUAUAUUUAUGUAUUGAUAGCUUGAGUUUGUUAACAUAUGGUAAAGCAAGAAAUGCUGUUUUUGACUGAAUUUUAAUUGUUUUUAAACUAUGUUAAAAAAAACUCAUUCAACAUUUAUGCUAGUUGAUUGCUUUACAUUUAACAUAUGUGAAUUAUUUAUUUGUAUGUUAUUAAUGUGGUAGCUGUUUCAUUCUCAUCAAAUCUGAGUAUUGCAUUUGUAAGUUUUGUUAUUUUAUUUGUUGGUAUAUUAAGAAAAUGUGAGUAUAAUACUCUUAUUUUGCUUAUAGCUGCUAUUUGAUUUUAUUUAUGAGAAGAAAAUUAUAAAUCUGAAAAAUAAAUUCUUUUAUUAUUUCUGUGUAGAAAUAUCUCUUUUAAGGGUUUUACCUGUUAGCAUAUGUCUUCUUUAAAAUUAUAUUGAAUAAAUGGCAUGUUUUUCUGUAUUGUUGCACUUUCCAAAAAAAUUAAAAGAAAUUAUAUAUCUUGUUUUAAAACUCUGAGUAUUCAUGGCUAUCUAAAAGGACCUUGCGUUCUUCAACCAUAUUUAAUAAUAAUGCAAUAAAUUUUAAGUGACAUGUUAUGUUUGUUCAAAUUUUGUCAUAAAACAGAUCUUAUUUAACCUCAAAAUAUAACCUCAAACUAUUCAUUUUUUUAUUCUAUAAAAAAAUUAUUAUUAUUAUUAUUAUUUUAUUUUAUUUUAUGUUAUUCUAUGAAAAUGAAAAUAAGACACCGAAAAUAUGUUAAUUAUUCUACUCGUAUAGCCUGAAUAUUCUGCAAAUGUUGAAGAAGUUUCUUUUCAAAUAAAAAAUGAAUAACAAAUUAGUAAAUUAUUUUUAAACAAUACAUUUCAGAUUAUUAAUUUCAAUUUUAUAAUGAAAAUAAUUGCUAGUAACCCCUAUGUAUAUGAGACGCUUGGAAAAACAAAUGGUUUUCCAAGUUUACAGUUUUUAAGAGAUACAGUUUUACAAAUACAGUUUUUAAGAGAUGGCAUUUGAUGUAGGAUUAAGAAAUAAAACAGGUUUAGGCUUCAGAAACUAAUGAAAGCAUCUACUGCUAAAGAAGGAAGACCUAUGUCAGAUUGUCCUCAAGACUUAAGAGUUUCAUUCAAUGUAUACGAUACUGUGAGGCUUCUUUUUACCUGAUCAGAAAUAUGUAUAAAAAAUAUCAGUUUGUUAUAUUACAAGUAUGUUAUAUUAUAAUGUUGAAUAAUGCAUGUUAAUCAUUUUUUUAUUGCUGGUAAGUGCAGUUAAGAAAGAGUAUUUUCUUAAUUGUAAAUUAUAUUUUCUUUUCUGUAAUUUUCUUUUUUCCAUUUAAAGCUAGAUUUUGUUAUUAUUUUUUAAAGUUUUAUUAUUUACUUUUUAAAACAGGUUAUAUAGCUCCUACUCCUUAAGAUUUUGAUAAUAACUUCACUCUGUAUCUUGCUUUGGUUCUAUUAGCCCAUUAUUUUAAUUUACCUUAUCUUACAAACUAUAUACUCUUUCAGAGAAGGAAAAUCUCUUCUGUUUAAAAUGAUUUUUCUGUAACAUAUUGCAUAAUUUAAUUAAAAUAUCAUGAAUUUAAUUAACUUCAUACUACAUUUAAUCUUAAUUUUAUCAGAAAUCUUAUUUACUUAUUGACUGAUUUAUUAAAAAUAUACUUUUAGUUUCUGUCUCUUAUGUUAAAAAUUUUCUUUUCCUUAACUAUAUCAAACAAAUUUGUUACAUGGUUUGCAAAUAUUUAUUCUGUAUUAUGUAUGCAAUAUAUGAUACUAGAAGUAACUUUUAUUAAUUUCACUAAUGUUAAAAAUUUUUUAUUAGCUAUAUUAUAAACUAUAUAAAUUAGUUGUAUUUAUAAACUACAGUAGUUAGAGGUUUUCAUAAAAUUUAAAUGAAGUUAUUAAGAAGUGCAUGUAUUGCUUUUUAAUUACUCAGUUUAUAAAGCAAUAUAUGGUUUCAAUUUGAAAGCUAUAUAUAUGACAUGCAUUGUCUUUAAAAGUUUGCACUAUGACCAACUAUAUGGAUGAUAAAUACUACUGUAAUGUAAUAUGAUCUAAGAAGUGCAUGUAUUGCUCUUUAAUUGCUCAGUUUGUAAAACAGUAUAUGGUUUCAGUUUGAAAGCUAGCUAUAUGACAUGCAUUGGCUUUAAAAGUUUCUAAUGUGACCAACUGCAUGGAUGACAAAUACUACUGUAAUUUAAUUUAAUGUAAUAUGAUCCAAAAAAUUUAAAAGCUUAUGAUAUAGAUAUUUGUAAAGUUAAAAGAAAAGAUCUGUAAUUUUGUUUAUUUUUUUUUACCUGCCUUGACAAAUUUAGUAAUAAGAAAUUAUACCUUUAUUGAAUUCUAUGGAAUUUUUAAGUUUUUUCUCUGAAAGAAUAACUUCUGAGAAAUUGGAAUUCCAAUUGCUUAGUUAUUUUUUUUCCCUUGCAGUAUUGGUCUUCUUAAAAUUUUUAAUUUAUCUUCCUUCAAAUCAAUUUGAUUUAGAUUGGAUGCCACUUUAACCAAAUUUGCUUCAGCCAGCUCCCUCUUCUAAUAAAUUAUUGAUUAUCUUCAUUUAAAUGUCAUUAGAACUCGGUUUAAUACAAUAUUUAUACUAAAGUAUUAUAUCAACUUAUUUUGUUAUGCAAAGCAUUUUAAUCUUCUUGAGAAGCAAGAAUAAACUUGUGCUGACACAAUCAAAAAUUGAGGAGAUUCAGUACCAUUAUUAGUUCAAUAGAUUCUUCAGUAUUAUUUUUUCCCUAAAAAAUCCAUUGCAACAAUUCUUAAUGUAGUGUGUUUUAAUUGUAGUUUUAACUCUUUGAUAUUAACAAUGAUACUGUAUAAAUGAUAGAAACACAUUUCAAAACUGAUUGAUUUAAAUAUUUUUUUCCUAAAGCUUAGUGAGAUAUCUAAUUUGACAUCAGGUCUAAAAUAUUAUAAAAGAUGCAUUUUUAAUAAAUUAACUAAACUUGUAAUCCAGUAGGCCAUUUUUACUAUGCAAUGAUUAAAUUUAGUGCAUUACAUUUUUUACUAUGCAAUGAUUAAGAGAUCUGUAAACUAGCUUAUGACUUCCCAUAUAUUCAUUCCUUUGAAAAUUUACUGCACAAAAGUAAAUUAUGUGAUUUUUAUUCCUUAGUGCAUCAAAACUAGAUGCAUUUUUACAUACAUACUAUGAAACAAAUAUCUUGGUCCUUUUUUUAAUCCAAAAUUGGUCUAACUGAUGUGUUGUGUGUUCAUUCCAUUGGAGUUUAUAACAAGUUAGGAGACUUUUUUGCUUUUCUUUUUAAAUGGUCCGAAAUUUAGAAUUUUUAUAGUUUAAACUGAAUUUGUAUGCCAUCAUGUUUUAGAGAUGUCACAUUAUGUAGAAUUAACCUAUAUACUAAAAAUAGCAUUUUGUGAUGUUUUCAGUAAAUUUUUCCUGUACCCUUUUGUAUCGUAGUCAUCCCAUGACAAAUUCUCUAAAACAGAGAAUUUUAUUUCAGUACUUAUAUUCAAUACUCCUUAAAUUUUUAUCUAUGAAAAUCGUCUGCUUGAAAUAAUGCACUUUUACAUAAAGUAUUUGAAGAUUGACUUAAUGUGAAUAAAUACUUGCAAGUAAUGAAUUAUUUUUAUUUCUGUUAAUGUAUAUAAGUGUGUUGUUUAAGAGAAUUAUAUACUUCAUGAUGACCAAACUAACUGCAAUGCAUGAAAGUAAAAUAAUAAAUCAAAAUAUGUUAAAGAUAUUUAUGUCCUUAUACUUUAAACAUGUAAUGAAUUUGAUUUAAAACAAAGAUUUGUAUUAAAUUCAGUAAUGCACAAAAAAGCAUUUACUUAUUUUAUUAUUAUUGUAAAACUAAGUUAACAAUUUGUGUUAUUUUAUGAUACAGGGUGGCCUAAUAACAGUGGAAUAUAAAACAUUGUCAUGUAAAAUUUGUAGAAAAUAAUUAUAACGAUGUCAAAACUGCUUUAAAUAGUUAAGGUAUGAGUGAAUUUUAAUGUACAGAGUUUUCAAACUGUAUGUUUCAGUUAUUAUAGUACAAAGUUGAUUUCUGAAUUCAAUAAUUGGACGAUUUCUAUAUCAGAAUUUAGAUCUGACGAUUUCUAUAUCAGAAUUUAGAUCUUUAUUCUCUUGAUCUCAACUAUAUAAAUAUGAGUUAUUUAUGUAAAGGUGUUUUUAAUAUAAACUAGUAUGAAAUAUUCAGAAAGAUUAAGGUAUGGGAUAUAUGUGGACAUUCAAUAUCUUUCUGUUGAAUUUUUUCUGAAUUAAUUAAGAAAAAUGGAUUUUCUAUUUUGUACGAUUCAUUUCUGUCUCGAAUGUGCGACAAUUGGAGAAACAUGUUAUGGUGAUGAACAUUUCAAGUGCAAAAUUUCAUCCCAUUUUUUUACUAAUAAUUCUGUCUAUUGACGGUACCAUCUGUGUAUAAGCACAUCAAUUUUCUGCUUAGAAAAAUCUCUAAAGCUUUCUAUUUGUCUUCUAAAUGCCGUACUUUUACUUUUUUAUUUGCCAUUCAGUCAGAAAUGAGCCUUAUUGCUAAACAAAAUAUUUUUAUUUUCACUGAUUUUCCAAUUAUUUUUUUUAAUCUUGAUCUUAAAUUUUGCAAAAGUAUAUUGUUCUGUUCCUGUUCUAUGUUCCUGUUUUUAUGUGGUUAAUAAAGAUGUAUUUUGUACAGAAAUAAUUUCACAAUGUUUGGUUAUUUUUAGGGGCAUUUCAUAAUAUUUAUGAUUGUGGUGACUUCUUUCUUGUUGAAUUUUGUAUUUUUUUUCCGAAUAUUAGUUUGUAAUUCCUAUAUUUUUGUUCUGUCAUAAAAGUAGAUGUCCUGUGUUUUCUGCAGGCAUGAGAAAUGUUACAUGCUAAUUAAAUAAUCGUUCCCUUAAAGUAAAAAAACUAGAAAAAAAAUUGGAAAAAUAUAAUGGAAAUUAGUUUACUAUAAAAGUGAAAACGAUUUUAAACCCUGAAAUGCAUAUUUCAUUAGGAGCUUUCUUUAUCUCGCACUCAUAUCCACAUCCAUGCUGUAUGAUAUUAUUUCAAUUAUAAGAUUUUCCUCUGAUACGUAGAUGUAUGUUUAAUGCUUCUGUAAUGAAAACUUUUCAAACUAAGAAAGCCAUGUUCUGAUAUUUCAGAAAAUAGACUCUUAUAAUAUAGCAGCCAUGCAAAUAAAUAGAAUAACUCAAUAAAAACAGAAUAUUUAUAAUAAAAUAAUUAUGUUAUUUGGCUUAUCUUGUAUUUGAAUAGCAUUGUAAAGUAAAUAUUAUUUAUUUAUUUGUAGUAAUAUGUGAAGUUGUUAUAAAUAGCAUCUAUUUGCAGUAUGUUAUUUUGUAAAGUUUGGUCCAUGACAACUCAUCUUUCUUUAAAUAUGUGUUCUUUUAAUCAAAAGAAAACUGCUUCUCUUUCUUAUUUUGUAAUGUUAAAUAUUUCUUUAUUUAAAGCAUUUCAUUUAAUGCCUGAUUUUUGGAUUUUAAUAAUACUAUUUCAAUUUCUGUUCAGUGUGUUCAACCAAUGAAUUGCUGUUUCAGUUUUUGUUCAGUGUAUUCUACCAAUAAGUUUUAUUUAAAGAAAUUUAAAGUGAUUACUGCAUACUUCUGUCAUUAAAUUUUCCAGUUCUAAAAAAAAAGAAAAAAAAUUUUCAUACCAUGCCUGCAAUUAAUGUGCAGUAAAAACGCCAAAAUGCACACAGUGCUAUGUUACAAACAUUAAAUGUAUAUGAUAUUUAAACACUUUGUAAAUGCAACACUUGCUGAAUUUCAAGGCUGCAGUUUGUUUGUAAUAACGAUCUGUUUCUAAUUGUUUUGUUUAAUGUGAAAAAUAAUUCAAUUACUGAGUAUUUUGCUAGGCAUGAGAAAAUUAAUUUCAUAACUUUUUAAUAUCUAGUUAUAGUGUACUCUAGCAUCAUAUCACUUUAUGAACAGAAAUAGUAAAAUUUAAUUUUUGAAUGAAUAAUACCAUACUCACAAUUUUUAUAGUAUAUUUUUGUGUGAAUUAUCUUUUAAAGACAGAUGCUCUGGUAAAUAAAUGUGAAUUCUUGGAAAAGAAA
Stegodyphus dumicola is the source of this 10845-nucleotide messenger RNA. RefSeq names its product ubiquitin-protein ligase E3B. Gene Ontology annotation, molecular function: protein binding; ubiquitin protein ligase activity. Gene Ontology annotation, biological process: protein polyubiquitination; ubiquitin-dependent protein catabolic process. Lineage: Eukaryota; Metazoa; Arthropoda; Arachnida; Araneae; Eresidae. The record is from RefSeq and is a predicted model, not a curated record.